AUGGCCACAGAGGGAACGAGGUCUGUGCUGUUCGUGUGUCUGGGUAAUAUUUGUCGCUCACCUAUAGCAGAAGCAGUUUUCAGGAAACUUGUAACUGAGCAAAAUAUUUCAGAUAAGUGGAGGAUAGACAGUGCAGCAACAUCUACAUAUGAAAUAGGAAACCCCCCUGAUUCUCGAGGGCAGAAUUGCAUGAAGAAACAUGACAUUACCAUGAAUCAUAUUGCCAGGCAGAUUACCAAAGAAGAUUUCCUGACCUUUGAUUAUAUACUGUGUAUGGAUGAAAGCAAUUUGAGAGAUUUGAAUAGAAAAGGUAAUCAAGUUAAAAACUACAAAGCUAAAAUUGAACUUCUUGGAAGCUAUGAUCCACAGAAACAACUUAUUAUUGAAGAUCCGUAUUAUGGAAAUGACUCUGACUUUGAGACUGUAUAUGAGCAAUGUGUGAGGUGCUGCAAAGCAUUUUUGGAAAAAUCUCAUUAAGGCUCACACUCGUUGCUAAAGGACAACAGUGAUUGACAUCGACUUAAAAAUGAUGUUUGUAUAUCAGUUGAUGUGUUAUUAAAGAGUAAUAAUGUACUAAAAAAAA
Trichosurus vulpecula (common brushtail) is the source of this 583-nucleotide messenger RNA. Its product is annotated as low molecular weight phosphotyrosine protein phosphatase-like. Bases 1 to 477 code for a protein of 158 amino acids. Gene Ontology annotation, biological process: protein dephosphorylation. Gene Ontology annotation, molecular function: acid phosphatase activity; non-membrane spanning protein tyrosine phosphatase activity. Gene Ontology annotation, cellular component: cytoplasm. The transcript has a single exon. Lineage: Eukaryota; Metazoa; Chordata; Mammalia; Diprotodontia; Phalangeridae. The record is from RefSeq and is a predicted model, not a curated record.